Messenger RNA from Vespa velutina, 2992 nucleotides. RefSeq lists its product as uncharacterized. Lineage: Eukaryota; Metazoa; Arthropoda; Insecta; Hymenoptera; Vespidae. The transcript has 7 exons. The record is from RefSeq and is a predicted model, not a curated record. Bases 1985 to 2869 code for a protein of 294 amino acids.
AUAUAUAUAUAUAUAUAUAUAUAUUUUUUUUUUUUUUUUGGUACGUAAGUGCUUGCGUGUGUGCUACCGUAAUUUAAUGACUUUUAAUAUAAACACCUUCGUACUUCGGGGAUAAUGAAAAUGCUGAUACGAGAAGAAAGGUGGGUAUUCUGAUAUAUUUUUUUUUACGCAAUUUUCCAUCCUCUAUAUAUUGCAAGUUUUCUUAUGAACGAUCGAUAUAAUUUCAAUCAAUGACUUUUACGUAAUGAAUUUUACAAUACAUCCCCUUCCACCCCCUCCUCGCUAUGCAUCUUGUCGUUAUUUCUCUUAAAAAUUGCGAACAAUCAAGAAGAAGAGAAAAAAUCAUUCGAUAUCUUUCAAAGAUCUUUUGUAAAAGGAAACGCUUCAAAAAAAUAAUUAAAAAGAAAAACGAAAAAAAAAAAAAAAAAAAAAGAAAAGAAAGAACGACGAAAGAAAAGUAUUAUUCUCGAGAUCUAAAACACAAUUAUGACGAAAGACGUUCGAUCGUUUAAACUAUUCUCGUACGCGAGUUCGCAAAUUAAUCGGAUUUUCCGCGGUCGACCUUCGAAGACGUUUCUCCCUAACUCUGUGCGUAUCGCAUUAAUCACGCAGAAUAGGUAGAGAAGAGGGUGAAAGAGGGAGGAAGAGCUAACAAGAGAAAGACAGAGCUAGAGAUAGAUAGACAGAUAAAGAGAGAGAGAGAGAGAGAGGAUGAGGUCCCCUUAAAAUAAUCUGGUCCCGAAAUGAAAUCAGCCAAGGCAAUUUCCAGCCCCUAUACGAGAGGAUGCCGUGGCGCGUUAUCCAGGCACUCUGACCGCCUGUGGCCCGACGCGAUGCAACCGACAAAUGACGUUGGUCCAACCCCCUCGCGGCAGCUCACGGAAUUAAAGAUCCCGAGAUAAGGGUGUCAUGCUUUGCUAUGCAUUAUGUGUUCGGCAAAAAGCUCGCCCCCGGCUCUACUCCUGUUGUUCAGCCUCUCUUCUUCUCCUUCUUUUUCUCUCUCUCUUUCUCUCUCUCUCUCGCUCUCUCGUCCUCCAGGAAGCUUCCAAUUAAUCUUUCCCUGCUUUUUCCCAGAAAAAAAAAUAUCGCCGUACUUGUUCCUUAUCCUUUCUCUCUCUCUCUCUCUCUCUCUCUCUCUCUCUCUCUGUUUCCCUUAUUGUUUCUCUUCCUAUUUCCUCUCUUUCAUUUAACGCACGACAUACUUUAACCGUUGGUUAUCGUAAUCGUUUGUUUUUUUUUCGAAAACGAUAUCGUAAUAUAGAUCGUUGUUCAAUGAUAGAGAAAUUUUUUCCCAAAUGACGGCAGGAAGGAAAUACCAAGGUACUUCGUUUUCCGAGAUUAUUGUCUUUUCGAAGAAGAAUUACAAAUCGUUUCCUUUUCCAUGAAUGUUUCCUUUCCUUUUUCUCUUUUUUUUACCUUUUCUUCUUCUUCUUCUUCUUCUUUUUCUUCUUCUUAGGAAGGAAAUUUCACGAAGCAAGGAGAAGGAACUGAUAUGGCAAUGUACGAUGGAAAAGGAAACGCACUUUCUCAUAGGGUCUUUGAUAAAGACGUAUAGAGUGCACAAAGAAAGAAAGAAAGAAAGAAAGAAUUUCCUUUGAAAUGGCUAGGCGGAGAGUAACUCAGGCAGACAGCGGGGGUGUAUAACUCCGGCCGCGUUAUGAUCUGCACAUCCUCUUGUGUUCGGACCGGCUACACCGAACGGAACCUUGCCAACCUUCAUAUUUCAUGUUUUAUCGCGCGAAAGUAUCGAGAAGAAGAACCGUUCUCUCCUAACUCUGACUCUGACUUUUAGAGAGUCGUCGAGGUUACGACGAAGCUACGGAAAACGAAAGAGUGUCCAUCUAUUUGACGUUAUCAAUGUAUUCCUUUGUCUUUUCCUUUUUUUUCUUUUUUUUUUUUUUUUUUAAAUGGCGUCUUUCUCAAAUUGCACGUCACAGUUUUAACCUUCAAUUAAAUUUCUUGCGUUGGCUCGCACAGGAACGAUAUGUCGUUGACGCUAAUAAAGAAAGAGGAUUCGACGUCGAAGAAAUAUGAUCCAAAGAUGAAAUCAAAAUUCGAUGCGCUCGCAACGGAAUUUCAAUAUUACGGAGCGGCUAUUAGAAAUUUGGCACCGGCUAUGUCGUCGGUCGAGGACAAAAAUAGGAUAAUCUCUUGGGUGAAUAAACUCUUUGCCGCGGAAUAUCACGUAGAAAUUUUACGUGACAAACGUAACAGGUAUUUGUCAUCUUUAACUAUAAAUAUGUUGAAUGACAAGUUAUCAGGCGUAUUCGCCAAGGAUCCACCGAGUGGUUCGCUCAAAAACUUGUCUUGCGAGCCGGUAAUCAAAGCUCCACCUGCGGAAUGGGAAUUGGAUACAACCUGGAGCGAAUAUGUUGCAUCCUUGCCGGACUAUUACGAAAAAAUAUUGUGUAGCUUUCACGACGAGACUUCGAUAUGCGAACAAGACACGUUCGAGAUGGACGAACAAAUGGAUAACGAAUUUUGGUUUUUGCUAUAUCAAAUCAGACCGUAUGCCGCAUUGAUGCCAUCACCUAAUGCAAAAACGAUAGUCACUGCUUGGAUUCAAACGCUAUGUCGAUUGAGCUGUAACAAGUGUAGCAAAAUGAAAGGACUUAGAAACGAUUACGCUUACGCCCUUUACGGAUACGUAAGGGAUUUGCGAAUAGCCGGACCGUUCGAAGAUUAUCCGCCUAUGAAUUAUCUCAAAUCGUUACCAGAAGCAGCCAGGCAAGCCGCGAAGAAGCAUCCACUGACGUCACCUUUUUCUCAAGAGGCAGAUUCCUUUAUCAUGGAGCAACCGACAACCGAGGAAGGUGCUUUUUGUUAUAUCGCUGUGACGGGUGACGUCAUUGAAACCACCGCCAAGUAAUCGCAAAAAAAAAGGGGGGAAAAACAAAACAAGCAAAGCAAACAAACAAACGGAGAAGAAUAAAGAUAGAUAAAAAAAUGUCGAUUUCAAUCAUUUUUUCGAAUCUUCUUAUCCAACAAACGA